Messenger RNA from Trichoplax adhaerens, 3789 nucleotides. RefSeq lists its product as uncharacterized. Gene Ontology annotation, biological process: positive regulation of cell growth; cellular response to starvation; positive regulation of protein serine/threonine kinase activity. Gene Ontology annotation, molecular function: protein-macromolecule adaptor activity; protein binding. The record is from RefSeq and is a predicted model, not a curated record. Gene Ontology annotation, cellular component: cytoplasm; TORC1 complex. The transcript has 34 exons. NCBI's taxonomy places the organism in Eukaryota, Metazoa, Placozoa, Uniplacotomia, Trichoplacea, Trichoplacidae. Bases 1 to 3789 code for a protein of 1262 amino acids.
AUGGAAGAAGAUGAAGGCAAUGAACUACGCGAUUUUAACGUACCCAUAUUUUUCAAUCAGCCACGGCAUACUGAAGAUGUCCGAGGUUUAAAAAUGCUGGAGAAAUCUUGGAAGAUGACUGAGAGGAUGAAAACUGUAAGUGUAGCAUUAGUAUUAUGCUUGAAUGUUGGUGUUGAUCCUCCCGAUCUUAUCAAGCCUACUCCUUGUGCACGACUAGAAUGUUGGCUAGAUCCCCUAACGAUGAAUCCUAAUAAAUCGCUUGAAGCUGUCGGUAAUAGUUUACAGAAACAGUAUGAAAGAUGGCAGCCCAAGGCACGCUAUAAGCAGAGUUUGGAUCCUACGGUAGAGGAAGUCAAAAAAUUGUGUCUCUCCUUGCGGCGCAAUGCUAAGGAUGAUAGGGUACUGUUUCAUUAUAAUGGGCAUGGAGUACCUCGACCUACUCAAAAUGGUGAAAUAUGGGUUUUCAAUAAGAACUACACGCAGUAUAUUCCAUUAUCGAUAUAUGAUCUGCAAAGUUGGAUUGCUGGUCCUACUGUUUUUACUUAUGAUUGUUCUAAUGCCGGUGCUAUUAUUGACCAUUACUUACUUUUUUGUCAGCAACGACGUGAGGAAAGUCCUGUAAGUGUAAAAAAUAUUAUUGGUCCAUUAACUAAUCUUCCUUUCUUUACUUUAUUAGAUAAUUGUAUUCACAUGGCUUCCUGUAGCUCCAAUGAAGUAUUACCGUUAAAUCCAGAUUUACCAGCUGAUUUAUUUACAUCAUGCCUUACAACUCCAAUUAAAACAGCCCUAAGAUGGUUUUGCAUAAAUAAUAACAACCUUUUGGUACCUAAUAUAACUUUAGAAAUGAUCGAAAAAAUUCCAGGAAAAUUGAACGACCGAAGAACACUGAUUGGAGAACUAAACUGGAUAUUUACUGCUGUAACUGAUACGAUCGCUUGGAAUGUUCUUCCUACUAAAAUAUUUCAGAAGUUAUUUCGCCAAGAUCUGCUAGUUGCAAGUCUAUUUCGAAAUUUUCUUUUGGCUGAAAGGAUAAUGCGUUCUUUUAAUUGUUCACCGACGUCACAUCCGAAAUUACCAAGUACUCACAGUCACCCAAUGUGGUAUACAUGGGAUUUAGUCCUUGAUCGAUGUCUAUCUCAAUUACCAUCUAUUAUCAAUAAUGGAGAAGAAUUUGCGCAUAGCACAUUCUUUGAGGAUCAACUUACAGCAUUCCAAGUGUGGUUAGCGUUAGGAUCGAAAGAACGCAAUGUUCCUGAGCAAUUACCGGUUGUUCUACAGGUUUUGUUGAGUCAAAUUCACAGAAUUCGAGCUCUUGACUUGUUAGGAAAGUUUCUCGAUUUCGGCGUAUGGGCUGUAGAACUGGCCCUUUCGGUUGGCAUUUUCCCGUAUGUGUUGCGACUUCUUCAAAGUUCUGCUAGAGAACUAAAACCGCGGAUGUUAUUUAUUUGGACAAAGAUUUUAGCUCACGAUAUUAGUUGCCAGGUUGAUUUAGUAAAGGACGGUGCUUAUAAAUACUUUCUCCAAAUUCUGGCAGAUUCUCAAAUGCCGUCAAAGGAUAGAGCUAUGGCUGCUUAUAUAAUAGCUAUGGUAAUUAAAGAUUAUCCUACAGGAAAGGAGGCAGCUCAACAAAGCAAUAUUAUUGCUAUAUGCACCGAGUUGCUAGAUGACCCAAACCCUUUAUUGCGUCAGUGGGUAGUACUAUGUUUAGGAUAUGAAUGGAAUGGGUAUGAUCCGGCUAGAUGGUGUGCCGUUAGAGAUAACGCGUACGAGAAGUUAUCUCAUUUACUUGCCGAUGAAUGUGUUGAGGUUAGAGCAAGUGUUGUGUAUGCAUUGGGUACAUUCGUAAGUAAUAAAAACGAUCGUAAUGGCCAAGCUGAUAACAUUGAUCAAGGAAUUGGAAUGACAUUGGCAGCAUGUGUAAGGGAUGGCAGUCCGGUAGUGCGAAAGGAACUUGUUGUUGCAUUAUCUGGAUUUGUAUUGGAAUUUGAAUCAUAUUUCAUAUCCACAGCUACGAAAUUGGUAAGAGAAGUUGAGAGUGAGAAAGAUAAAAACCGUAACAACCAAAGUGGCCCUGGAGCACCUGGUGGACGGGUUUUGGUUCCAAAUAAAAAUACUGGUCUGACGCUGCAUCAGAGUACUGACAGCUCCCAUUCUCAGCAAUCACGUCGAUCUCGUUUAUUUAUGAGUCAGUCAAAUAAUUCUUUAUCGCCAGCUACAACUGGUGAUUACCAUCCCGCGCUCGAGCGUUUGUUGUCACUUCCACCUAGAAGUGUAUAUAAUAUGGUUUGGAGGGCUUUGAUUACGUUGCUUAAUGAUCCUUUUCCGGAAAUUAGCGAUCUAGGAAAGGAACUUUGUAACUACCUUAUGAUCAAGAUUACUGCUGGUAGCUCAAGCCCAACUGGUAGCUUACGGGUAAGCGAAUCAGUUUCUACAGAUAUUGGUGGAUUGGAUGAUAGUGCACUACACGCUAAAAAAUUCAGCAAGUACGUUAUUCUAAAUAAUUUCUCAUUAGACUGUUGGGGUAUAGAACGUAGUCAAUCACAACCGCAAAUGCCAAUAACUGAUAUACUACCUCAUUCUCAGCAAUUCUCAAACAAAAGAACAGUUUUUGGUCGAGGCCCAUCGAAUUCAGAUAGUAGUGAUGAUGAUACCGACAAUAAGAUAUAUAGAUUGCCUAAUGUAAAAACAGAGUUGGGAUCCUGGUGUUCAAGCCAGUUUCGAAAGUCUUUAUUAAAGCCUCUAAAUUAUUAUGAUCCGUCGAGUCAAGAGUAUUAUGAAAGUGAGUGGAAAUAUUUAUUUAAUGCUGAGAUUAGAGCAGAAGCUGCAGCAUCUUACCGAUAUUUAAGUAAGUGUAAAUCUCAAUUGGAUGAUGAGUGUUUUAUUCAAAGAAGUACUUUCCCACCUCAAAUAAUGACAUUUAUGGAAUAUCAGAAGGCCAUCAUCGUGGCUGGACAAAACGAAAUUAACGUUUGGAACUGGGAGCAGUCGAAUAAAAUGAAAUCGUUCAGGAAUAGCUUAAAAAAUUAUAAAAUAACUGCCUUGGAAGUUAUUAAUGAGCAUCACUCACCGUUGCUAUUAGCUGGAACAGAUGACGGUAGCUUACGGCUAUGGAAGCAUUUCGAUAAUGAUGACAACAAUUUGAAGUUAGUAACUGCUUGGAAAGGAUUGAGUGAAAUGCUAAGAUCCUCCUUUAGAAGGUCAGGUUUAGUAAUGAGCUGGGAGCAGCAAUCAGGUAAAUUAUUAUGUAGCGGUGACGUUAAAUCUGUUAGUAUAUGGGACGUUAGAAGAGAGACGAAAGUACAGGAAAUACCGACUGGAGCGGGCAGUUGUGUUACAAGUAUUUCCAGUGGAGUUGCUGAUAGAUCAUCGCUACUAGUGGUUGGUUGUGGUGACGGCUCAGUAAGGUUAUUUGAUCGAAGGCUACCUGCAAAUGAGAGCCGCGUUAAAACGUUAUUUGAACACAAGGCUUGGGUUGUGAAAGUUCACAGACAAAGUGGAGGAAAUGGUAACAUCAUUAGUGGCAGUAUUGCUGGUGACGUGAAAUUUUGGGAUCCGCGUUUCACUGAAUCUGUUAAAACGAUUGAUACUCAGCAUACAUUAAAUGCUAUGGACGUACAUAAGGAAGCCGAUAUUCUCGUUUGCGGCUCAACUAGCCAAGUGAUACAUGUUUACAAUCACAGCGGUGAAUUAAAUAGUGCAAUCAAAUAUCAUGAUGGAUUUAGAGUGCAAAAAAUUGGACCCAUUAGCUGCUUAGCAUUUCAUCCCUAUAAGGUUUGUAAACUAAUUUAA